AUGUCGGAAGACACUCCAGGUCCAAGCAGGGCUUUGCAGAUCCAAGUGCCAUGUAUCGUAUUUCUUGUCACUACGCCAGCCUUUGUGGCGAUCCGACUGUGGUCCAGAGCCAAGUCCAAGUCAGGCCUGGGCUGGGAUGACUGGACCAUUUUGGCAUCUUCUAUAUUUGCGGUAAUCGUCAUGGCCUUCAUGCUGGGGUCCUGCGCCUAUGGCUUUGGCCAACACAUCGCGAAUCUCACAGCACCGCAUAAGAUAAUGACCCUGAAGCUCUUCUUCGUCAGUCAAGCUUUUUACAAGCUCACCAUGAACAUGACAAAGAUGUCCAUCUUGUUGCUAUAUUUGCGCAUUUUUAUCCAACGUUGGUUUCGCAUCACCUGUUAUGUGCUCUUGGUUAUCAUCACCUCCUACAUGGUGGCCGCCUUCUUCGCCUCCGUAUUUCAAUGCACACCAGUGGCGCGAGCCUGGGAUAAGACCAUUUCAGGAUCAUGCAUUCACAUAACCACCAACUGGUAUGCUAAUGCCGGCUUCUCGAUCGCUACCGAUAUCAUCAUAUUGGCGCUGCCAAUGCAUCCGCUCUACAAAUCGAAGAUACAACCGAGGCGGAAAAUCGCCCUGAUGCUUGUGUUUGCCCUCGGCGCCUUUGUCGCCGUUACAAGCAUUCUCCGGAUGCAGACCCUAGACUUCUCGUCCAGCAGUCCUGACACUACCUACGAUCUUGCCUCCUCAGUAUGGACGAUAAUCGAAGAAAACAUGGCAAUAACCUGUGCCUGCCUGCCGAUGAUGUGGGCGCCGCUUGCCAGGAUCUUUCCCUCCUUCUUCUCCAUCGAUGACCGGGCCAACAGCUAUGGAAGCUCGGCUGUCAGGACCUUGGAACCUAACGCCACAUCGCGCUCUCGAAGCAACUGGUCCAAUUUUAAUGCGUAUCCUGAUACUAAGGGCAGCAUCAGCAUGAAUCAAAUCAGCGAUUCUGAAAAUCGAACCUCGGAGGAUAGCAUGGGCCAGAUCCUACAGUCUGGCCAGGGCAGCCGAUCACAGCAUCAAAAUAAAUAG
Messenger RNA from Penicillium concentricum, 1050 nucleotides. RefSeq lists its product as uncharacterized. The record is from RefSeq and is a predicted model, not a curated record. The transcript has 5 exons. Lineage: Eukaryota; Fungi; Ascomycota; Eurotiomycetes; Eurotiales; Aspergillaceae. Bases 1 to 1050 code for a protein of 349 amino acids.